Molecule: messenger RNA, 318 nt
Organism: Fonsecaea nubica
Lineage: Eukaryota; Fungi; Ascomycota; Eurotiomycetes; Chaetothyriales; Herpotrichiellaceae
Exons: 1
Coding region: 1-318 (105 amino acids)
Source: RefSeq, a predicted model, not a curated record
AUGGAGUUGAGACCUCUACGCUUAUAUGCAGACCUCAAAUCCCAAAAGAUUGCCGAGGCCCCGUGGACUGCGGUGGGUGUUCGCUUGCCUCGCUCUGAAAUGGUUCCACGUGCUCCGGUACCAGAAGACCAUGACACGGAACCAGCGUCAGACUCCCGAGGCAUAGGUCGUAGCGGCAAGGCCCUGCAAAGAUCCGACGACAACUCUGCUCUGCUCGAGCUCCCGUCACUGAUCCGAACUUUCAAAAUCCAUGGAGAUUCUUUCAGACUGAUAGCGGUCAACUCGAGGGACUGGGAACUGCGAAAGGAGCAUGCGUAG